This is a messenger RNA of Rubroshorea leprosula, 1674 nucleotides long. Lineage: Eukaryota; Viridiplantae; Streptophyta; Magnoliopsida; Malvales; Dipterocarpaceae. The record is from the annotation of a GenBank genome assembly.
CUCAGGUUCCUCUCAACCCAAAUCUCAAACUUAAGAUAUCUACUUGUAAUCUCAACUCUUUAACGGUUAAACCACGCACCAUUUCUGUUGAUCUUUUUGUUGUUUUACGUGAUAAUUAUCCAUUUGCAAUCUUCAUCUUCUGCGUUCCAAUUUCUUCCAUCCAUGAAUCCAUCUUCUUCAAUCCAAUUCAUAGAAACCGCACUUUGUUGUGCCACUCCUUGUGCUCUUUCCUACACUGACCCAGAUAAAAAAUGGAUCAUUCGGAAACACCUGCUCUCGCUCCUUCAGUACCAGCCCACCUUCCGCCCAUCGUCGGAUACUUUCACUCACAACGAUGGAACCACCGUCAACCUUCUCAAUGUCACCGGCGGUGUCAAGGUCUCCCGUUCUACCCCGUCGAUUCCUUUCACAAUCUGGGUCCAUGAGAACUACCCAGAUAUGGCACCCAUGGUCUUCGUUUUGCCGGACUCUGAUAACCCAAUCCACCGGAACCAUCCGUUCGUUGAUUCCUCCGGUGCCGUCAUCACUCCCUACAUCAUAACCUGGAAAUACCCCAAGUGUAAUCUCUCUGGUCUCGUCCGCAAUACAAUCAAACUCUUCAGACACGACCACCCCUUUUCUUUCGCAUCCGGAUCCGGUUUUACAGACCCUUCUCUCGUCUCUAAAAUGGAAGCCAUUGACAGACUCAUCGGAAUGGUUCACUACGACAUUCUUGCGUUACAGUCCAAAAACCAGGUUGAAAUUGAAGAACUGUCUAUUUUGCAGGAGGAAUUGCUCCGGCGGGCUAGUUUCACCGAAAAUUUGGUUACCGGGCUGGAGGAAGAAAGGAGAAGGUUGAAACAGAGUGUGGAGGAAUUGGCAGAGGGAACUGAUAGAAUAGCGAACUGGGUAAGGUUUAAUGACCCAAAAUCUAUCACGUCGGUGGCGGCGAGCAAUACGGGAAAUGGUGAGACGGAAGAGGCAUUUGAAGCCGUUGAUAGCGAAUCGGAGGUGGUUCUCGAUAGUUUGGCCGCCGAUUUGGCCAUCGACGAUUUGAUCUCUGCGUUGGAUAGGGCCCUUGAAAGCAGGGUUUUGGGCUCUGAAACGUAUGUUAGGCAGGUCAGGAAUUUGGCUAGAGAGCAGUUUGACCACAGAGUCCAGAGGUGGAGCCUAACUCCCAGGUAACUUUGUUUUGGUUAAGGCCCAACUUAAGUAGUGACUAUGUGACUUUACAAGAUACUAGUUUGGUUAAAUGCCAAAUUUUGAGUUUUGAAAUUUUAAUUUUAAAAAAGUUUAAUCUUUUAAACUAUUUUAUACACCCCUUUUUUUUCUCAUCUUUCAGGUUUGUCUACAUUUUUAAAAUUUUCUUUAACGACUUAAAGGUGCAUAAAAAAUUUAAGGACUGAAAAUGUACAAUAAAGAUUAAUUUAACCACAAAAAUGUGUAUAAAACAAAAGUUCAAGACCAAAAAAAUGUCUCACAAAAUUGGUGUAAAAAUUUAACAGAAUGUUUAGUGCGAGGGGUAUGGAGUAGAGGGUUUUGGGUUUUUUAACCAAUUAAAUUAUAAUUCUUUUAAAUAUUAUAAUUUGAUUGGUAAAAUAAAAAUUCAUUACUCUCAUCCUCUCAAAUCCAAUAUAGCUUCAAAAAGGUAAUUUUUUUUUUAGUUGAUGGAGGAAAUAAAUAAAAAAAAUAUGU